AUGAAAUCCCACAUAGCAGCGUCGUUGCUGGCCUGCUGGGCAGCUCAUGUGCAGGCGUUUUCGGAUUCGUCUCCCUUUAUCCUGUUUUCAACCGCGAAAUUACCACCUCCUUCGUCAAUCACUCAACUGCAAACCUCGUCUCAAGUUCUCACUGGCGCCAAGUCCCUCCUCGCAUCAUGUCCUACACGGCGGUACAUUCUUGUCUCGCAACCAAACAUGCACGCUGCCGACAUCCGCGACGAUGGCGACAACGGCUGCAACAUGCCGAAUCUUUGUCGUGCAGUGCAGUCAGCAGGUGCCCAAGAGAAUGUCUGGGCCGUUGCUGAGGUGGUUGGCCAGGUUUCCGGGCAACCGCUAGCUGAGUAUAUCACACAGGCGUGUCAGGAGCGCCGGGGGCAGGCGCCGACGGUGGAGAGAGUUGAGCUGAGGCACUUGCCUCCCGUUGCUUCUGGGGAAAGAAGUGAAGAGGCGAGGAGGGAUAUCCUUGGGGAUAAUGACCAUGAGCUGGGCAAGCUGCUCGAGACCCUUGACAGCGAUUACACUGUCAUGCUUUUGUCGGAUCCGAACGAGAUCAAGGCAUAUCAGCCCGAUUUCGCUGAGCCCGUGCAUAUGGACAUGAAGCGCUGGUCCGAAGAUCGGGGGGUUGCUGCACCAAAGAAAGGCAACUCGACUUCGAACUUGCCGCUAUUUGAGAAGUAUCAAUUCUUCACGCCUGGCAUCUUCAUGUCGUUCAUCGUUCUAGCGAUCCUUCUGUCUAUCCUGGGCGUAGGCCUCAAGGCCAUUUCCAGCCUGGAGGUAUCCUACGGUGCGUUUGACAAGGAGAUGGGACCGGCUGCCCAAAAGAAGCAGAUGUAA
This is a messenger RNA of Chaetomium strumarium, 855 nucleotides long. RefSeq names its product BIG/ATPase V1 complex, subunit S1. The coding region runs from base 1 to 855 and encodes 284 amino acids. Gene Ontology annotation, cellular component: endoplasmic reticulum membrane. NCBI's taxonomy places the organism in Eukaryota, Fungi, Ascomycota, Sordariomycetes, Sordariales, Chaetomiaceae. The transcript has 4 exons. The record is from RefSeq and is a predicted model, not a curated record. Gene Ontology annotation, biological process: fungal-type cell wall biogenesis; (1->6)-beta-D-glucan biosynthetic process.